Molecule: messenger RNA, 1372 nt
Organism: Acromyrmex echinatior (Panamanian leafcutter ant)
Lineage: Eukaryota; Metazoa; Arthropoda; Insecta; Hymenoptera; Formicidae
Product: SOSS complex subunit B2
Biological process (GO): response to ionizing radiation; mitotic G2/M transition checkpoint; double-strand break repair via homologous recombination
Cellular component (GO): SOSS complex
Molecular function (GO): DNA binding
Source: RefSeq, a predicted model, not a curated record
UGGAGGAUUACGAUGGAAUACGUGCAGAUAAAGGACAUCCGCGCGGGGCAGAAGAACAUCAACGUAGUGUUUAUCGUUUUGGAGGUUAGCCACCCUACCAUAACCAAAGAGAACCGCGAAGUUCGAACGUUCAAAGUGGCUGACAGCACCGCUUGCAUGAACGUCUCCAUUUGGGACGAACCUGGACAACUCCUGAUGCCGGGUGAUAUAGUACGGCUCACCAAGGGCUACGCGUCCGUCUGGCGACAAUGUCUGACCCUUUAUUCGGGGAAGAAUGGUGACAUCCAGAAGAUUGGCGAGUUUUGUAUGGUAAUCAACGAGCAGGUGAACAUGAGCGAGCCGAAUCCAAUGCUGGUACAGCAGCUUGUUAAUCGGGAUCAGAGCGGCUCCGGCCCGCCCAGUAGCAACGUCAACAACAGCAUCACCAACAACGGCAAUGCCAACAGUAUCUCGGGUCAACCAGGACGGCAGCCUUUGGUACAUAACUCAUUAAGAACAUCACCCGUGACGAUUCCGUCGGCGAGUCAGCGCGGCACUGCGCGGCACGAAUUUUUGCAAGUCAAAGUAACACAACAACUGCUGGUAGCGGAUCCGCGGCAAGUUCGACGACCGCAAAGAGCGGAAACGGCGGCAGUGGAGGCAGCGGCAACGGCGGCAACACCACCAGCAGCGGUGGAGGCAGCGGCGGCAGUGGCAGCGGGUCAGGUACCUCGGUUCGAUACUCCUCGUCGGACUCGACGACGAAGUCGGCGCCGACGACAAAGAGCAACUCGCGCGGACGCGGCGGCUACAGGAACGGCGGUCGUAGCGACCGGAGAUAACACACGAGAAGGAAGCGGCUGAUCAUAUGCGUGUAAACGAGUGAAUGAACGAAUAAACGUGAUGCGCGACAGAUCUGCGUGACUGUGACUACUAUGUUUCAAAAUUGAUUGCCUGUAUUGAAAAUCUAUAGUGCACAUAGCAUUUUCAACGCUGGUAGUAAAUUUGAAGCAUAGCCUUGUAAUAUAUAGUUUUUCCUGGUUUUUUUUUAAAUUUUAAUUUUUGAUGCGCGCUUUAUAAGCCAGGAAGUUACUUAUGUGUUGGAAGUAGAGAUUGACUGUCGUCUAUUUCGUCUAAGAGCAAACAUUGCGAAAUUCUACUUGCUUUAGUAGUGAUGUGUACUUGAUUUCCAUUAUCUUGAGCGAUUCCGUCAUUGUGACGUUUCUUAUCGUUUUAGGCAUCAUUUGAAAUCUCAGAUCCCCCCCUUCAAGACUUUAAAAAACUUGUUUUUGUUCAAAAAAUGAUAAUCUUAACAAUGCAAUUUUUGAAAUUUUUGAAAACUUUGAAAGCCAUGAACAAUUAAAACCUCUCGUGAAACAGAAGUACUUUAUAG